Molecule: messenger RNA, 1824 nt
Organism: Pocillopora verrucosa
Lineage: Eukaryota; Metazoa; Cnidaria; Anthozoa; Scleractinia; Pocilloporidae
Product: peptidase M20 domain-containing protein 2-like
Molecular function (GO): dipeptidase activity
Source: RefSeq, a predicted model, not a curated record
AUGGCGGCGGUGGCGGCUCUUAGGGGUUUAAAAGAUGUGGCACUUCGUACUAUAGACAACUUGGCGUCUGAACUUUAUGAGCUGAACCAGAAGAUUUGGAAAAAGCCAGAACUUGGUUACCAAGAAAAGUAUGCGCAUGAAGUGUUAACUAAAUUCUUAAGUGAUAAGGGAUUCGAGGUAACACCCCAUCAUACUCUGGAUACGGCAUUCCGAGCAGCCAGUGGUCGAUGUACCAGACGAGUUGUAGGGUUUAUUUGUGAGUACGAUGCUUUACCUGGUAUAGGGCAUGCUUGUGGUCAUAACCUGAUCGCCGAGGUUGGGGUAGGUGCCGCACUGGGUGUGAAGGCAGCACUUGAUGCAAUUAAGCAAGACCUGGGGAAAGUUGUAGUUCUUGGAACUCCAGCAGAAGAAGGUGGUGGAGGCAAAAUUAAAAUGAUUGAAAAUGGUUGCUUUGAGGAAGUAGAUUUUUGUUUGAUGGCUCAUCCUAAAUCUUUUAGCUGUAUUUAUCCAACAUGCUUGGCAAUGCAAGCUGUUCAGGUCACAUAUCAUGGAGUAUCCUCCCAUGCAAGCGCUUUCCCUUGGGAGGGUGUUAAUGCAUUGGAUGCUGCUGUCAUGGCUUAUAAUGCUGUCAGUGUUUUGCGGCAGCAGCUCAAACCAACAUGGCGUCUACAUGGUGUCAUCACAGAUGGAGGAAAUAAGCCAAACAUUAUUCCUGAAAAGGCUUCAUUGGCAUAUUAUGUGAGAACUCCAACUGAGGAAGAAUUAUUGGUUCUUCGUAGCAAAGCACAUAGAUGUUUCGAGUCUGCUGCUCAGGCCACUGGUUGCACUGUGGACAUUCAUUGGGAUUCUAUGUUCUAUUCCAACUUGGCAACCAAUAAACAGCUUGCAGAGCUCUAUGGAGCAAAUGCGCAGGACUUUGGCUUAACAUUUCCACCACAUGAAGAACAAGUAAAGGCAUCAUUUGGUUCCACAGACAUGGGAAAUGUGUCACAUGUUAAACCUUCCAUUCACCCAUACUUUGACAUUGAAACAUCUGCUGCAAAUCACACUCAUGAGUUUACUGCAGCAUCAGGGAGGACAGAAGCUCAUGAUAGGGCAGUUAUUCAAGCUAAAGUCAUGGCCAUGACAGCAUUAGAUGUGCUGUGUGAUGAUCAGGCCUGGGAAGAAAUUGUGGCUGACUUUGAGAAAGUUCAUGGAAGGAUGAAACCUAGGCUGACAUGAGCUGUAAUGUCUAAACACACAAGAAUAAUUAAUCUUAAAUGUAUUAGCUCAGGAAGUGAUUGAUAGAUAAAAACCUCUUCUAUCUCAGGUCAGCCCAAUUGUAAUGCUGCUGUUAUGAGGGAGGGAAGAGGUAAAAAAAUGAAUUUCAAUAGGAAUUGAGAAAAAUGCGUUUAAUAUGCAAAAAACGAUCAAAACUUUAUGAUAUCAUGAAAUUUGAACAAAAUGAAAUAUAUACUGUGGAUCUAGGAACAGAAUACAGUGCAGGGAAAUAGAGAUAAAUUAUUGUGAAAAGGUUGAAUCAUUACAAUCAUCAUGGGCAUUACCAAUCUGAGGAAUUGCACAACAGCUUUGAUAAAGGAAAUUGUUAACAAUUUUGUCAUAAACUUGGCUUACAUUUUGCCUUUAUGCAUCUUUAGGCAAGUGGGAAAUGAAGUUUGUUCUGUAGGCCAAGUAGGAAAUCUGACAGAUUUUUCUGUUAUUUAUUGUUAGUUUUUUUUAGACCAGACAGUGCACAUCGCAGUAUUGAAACUAUUUAAAAAUAAUUAACCAAUAGAAACUUCCCAUGAAAUUAUUCAGUCACAGCAAGUAAUUAAAAAAAACAAA